Molecule: messenger RNA, 1935 nt
Organism: Durusdinium trenchii
Lineage: Eukaryota; Dinophyceae; Suessiales; Symbiodiniaceae
Source: the annotation of a GenBank genome assembly
AGUCUUUUUUGGCUGAAGACCAGCGGUCGCUCUCAGCCACUUCCAUUUUUUUACAUCCCAUUUGCUGUCGAAGAUGGCAUCCAAGGCUGGUGCUGCUCUCACUGUGGCUGCUGUGGGAGGUGUGGCAUUCGUAGCACCUGGCAUCGGCAGCAAAGCCACCAGCACUACACCUGCGCUGAGGGGCCAGGUGCGCAGCCAGACUUCUUCUGGUCUCAGCUCGAAUGCGGCAGCAGCAGUGGCGCUGAGCAGCGCUGCAGUCUUGGUAAGCCAGGCCAGAAAGAACAGCAAAAACACCGCCUUGAGAGCUUUUGAGACGGAGCUCGGUGUCACUCCUCCAUUGGGUUUUUGGGAUCCCUUGGGCUUUAGCAAGUUCGAGAACCCAGAGGUGGCGAAGCAGCAAUUCAAGCGCCGGCGAAUCGUAGAGAUUCAACAUGGCCGUGUUGCCAUGCUGGCUUGCAUUGGCUAUAUUGUGCCAGAAUAUUAUCGCUUUCCCGGUCUUUGCUCGCCUUCGCAGGGCUUAGCCUUCACUGACAUUCCCAACGGCCUUAAGGGAGCUGCUGCUGUGCCUCUGGCAGGCUGGUUGCAGAUCGUCACCUUUGUUGGCAUCAUUGAGGUGACCAACCUGCAAAAGGCUCAAGAUGAAAUUCUGGGUGACUAUGGCUACGGAGCCUUUGGCCUUCCUUUUGGCAAGAAGAUUGAUGAUCCUGAAAAGAAGAAGAAGAGCUUGACCGCAGAGCUCAACAAUGGUCGUUUGGCCAUGAUGGCGAUCAUCGGCAUGUUCUACCAAGACGGCUUGACGGGCUCUGCAUGGGGUGACUGGGCCAACUACGCUGAUUCUCCUUUGAGGGCCUUUGAGGAGGAAUUGGGAGUCCAGGCUCCGGUGGGCUUUUGGGAUCCCGUGGGCUACACGAGGGAUGGAAACAUGGAGACCUUCAAGCGCCGCAGGGAGACUGAGAUCAAGCACGGACGCGUGGCGAUGUAUGCCACCAUGGGCUAUAUUGUCCCGGAGUACUUCAAAUGGCCAGGAUAUUUGUCCCCAUCUUUGGGCCUGAAGUUCGAUGACGUGCCCAAUGGAUUGGCGGCCAUCGCCAAGGUUCCGGGCAACGGAUGGGCUCAGAUUGUGGCCUUUGCCGGGUACUACGAGCUCUUCGUGUACAAAUACAACGGGACUCCAGGUGAUUAUGGAUGGAAGGCCAUUAGCUCUGCUGAUGCGGAGACCAAAAAGCGCAAGCUCAGUGCGGAACUGGCCAAUGGACGACUUGCCAUGAUGGCCAUCAUUGGCAUGUUCUUCCAAGAUGGUUUGACCGGCUCGGCCUGGGGUGACUGGGCUAACUACACCGAUUCCCCCUUGCGGGCCUUCGAGAACGAGACUGGUGUCCAGCCUCCUGUGGGCUUCUGGGAUCCCUUGGGGCUUUCCACCAGCGGCAACCAAUCGGACUACAAGAGACGACGAGAGGUCGAGUUGAAGCAUGGCCGUGUCGCCAUGUUUGCGACCAUCGGCUACAUCUUGCCGGAGUAUUGGAGGUUCCCGGGCUAUUUGUCCAAGUUCUUGGACAUCAAAUUUGCAGAUGUGCCCAAUGGCCUGAGUGCCUUCUCCAAGGUUCCAGCUCUGGGCUGGCUGCAGAUUGUGGGCUUUGCUGGCAUCGUGGAGCUCAACGUCUACAACGAGGAGGUGAAUGGCGAGCCAGGCAACUACGGCUCGGGAUUCCUGGGACUCCGCUCCGUUGGCGUAAUGAACAGUGGCAUCGCCGACCCCGAGGUCCGCAAGAAGAAGCUCAACGCUGAGCUGGCCAAUGGUCGCUUGGCCAUGAUGGCCAUCAUUGGCAUGUUCUUUCAAGAUGGUCUCACUGGAAGUGCAUGGGGAGAUUGGGCGAACUACACUGACUCUCCUUUGCGCUAAGGAGUCAUCAAGGCAUGUUCGACACGGCCUGGGAA